This is a messenger RNA of Penicillium macrosclerotiorum, 894 nucleotides long. RefSeq lists its product as uncharacterized. Lineage: Eukaryota; Fungi; Ascomycota; Eurotiomycetes; Eurotiales; Aspergillaceae. The record is from RefSeq and is a predicted model, not a curated record. The coding region runs from base 1 to 894 and encodes 297 amino acids. The transcript has a single exon.
AUGUUUGAGGACUUCUCCUUCUCGUCGCCUUCAUCGGGGCCCACUCGCCUGGCCGUUGAUGCGGACGAGCGGCUGAUGGUCGACUGUGAUAGCACUAUGAUAUCCCCCUUGUCGUCGCGGUGCCCCUCGCCGCAAUCGCACCGAUUUCGCACGCUGUCCCGCCGCCAGAGCAGCUAUUUUCGCUCCCAGCAACCGCCUCCCACUUCGGUGCCCUUUCCGUACGAGUCGAAGCGUCUCUCGAUCUCAACAUUGACGCAGAAGUUGCAUGAACACACUCUCCAGAGCCCCAUCGGGCGCAACGAGACUCCUGACUCCCGGCGGUUACGGCACGACCGGACCCGGCUACCAGGCCGAUACUCAGGCUAUGUCCUAACGCCCCCCGACACAGAUCACGACGAGGAUGGACACUUUGACUCCUCGCCUUCGCUCUGCUCGAAUCCAAGCCCAACCUCUAUCCCUCCCGAUUUCCCCUCCCUACCGAACCCGACACUCAACCCCCCAGAUCACUUCAAUGUGCGCAUGCAGCGGCAGCACAUCUCUCAGUUGCAAUGCCACGAAGGAGACAUCGAUUCCAUUCGGCGCACUGUGCUUGAAGAAGAUUCCCCGUACCCAGAUACCCUCCGUGAAGACGAUUGCCACCCGAGUUCGCUUCCGCCGCGGUCCUCGCCCCGUCGGAGGGCAGCAACCUUGCACCGAAGUCGAUUCGGACCCCCGGAUGUUUUGGCAAGCGAGACCCGCGGGCGGCGCAGGAGCAGCUCGGGUGCGAUGCAAUCCCACCGAAUAGAGAAAAGCCACCACCAUGCCUAUUCAGGACGGGAUGCACGCGGCGACCAUGGUCUUCGAAGAAAGAGCAUAGUGAGCGCAGCGCUCGCGUCUGUCGUGGAACGGCCUUGA